UUCAGGUUCUCCCUCUUCCACACCACAAAAAAUCCCCUGUGAAUGCUUUCCUUGCAGUGGUGACUCACAGAUCUACUUCUCCUUUGUGUCCUUCCUGACUGGUGGCUCCUACAUUGUGAUAUAUUGCAAUUUCUUACCUGAAGAAAUCAGUACCAAUUAGGAAAUGGCCAAAGUCGAAAGGUUUGCUUUUCAUGUUCCAAGUCUGGAGGAGCUUGCUGGGGUUUUGCAGAAAGGGCUUAAAGAAAACUUUGCUGAUGCUGAAGUCUCUGUUGUAGACUGUCCUGAUCUAACUCAGGAACCCUUCAAGUUUCCUGCUAAAGGAAUCUGCGGAAAGCCUAGAAUAGCGGAUGUGGGAGGUGUUCCUUACCUCAUACCUGUUGUACAGAAAGAAAAAGUUUAUGAUCUAAAUACAGUUGCAAAUGAGAUAGAGCUGCCUGGAGCUUUCAUUCUUGGAGCUGGAGCUGCUUCAUCUAAGAUUCUUGGAGUAAAUGCUGAGCUUAUCCCUGUUGUUCAAACUAAGAGUGAAAAAAAGCCUGCUGUAAAUGGGAGCUACAUUGCUCAGAUAAAUCCUGUAGAUAAAGGGUGCCUGCUUGAGAAGUACAGCAGUAAAUACACUGACUGUGAGUUUGGGCUGUUGGCCAACCUUUACGCCAGUGAGGGCCAACCUGGUAAGGUCAUUGAAGUGAAAGCCAAUGGAAGAACUGGGGAACUUAACUUUGUGUCUUGUCUGAGACAAAUUUUAGAGAAACACUAUGGAGAAAAGCCAGUUGGGAUGGGUGGUACAUUUAUCAUUCAGAAGGGGAAAGCAAAGAUUCACAUUAUGCCUCCAGAAUUUUCUGCCUGUCCUCUGAAUACGGAUGAGGAUGUGAAUAACUGGCUCAAAUUCUUUGAAAUGAAGGCUCCAUUGAUCUGUCAGCCAGUGAUAGUUUCCAGAGAUCCGGGCUUUGACCUGCGCCUGGAGCACACCCACUGCUUCAGCCACCAUGGGGAAGGAGGGCACUACCACCAGGAUACCAGCCCCGACAGCGUCCGCUACCUGGGCUACCUCCUGCCCGCCGAGCUGCUCUUCCGCAUCGACAGGCCGCCGGAGACGCACCUCGUGGGGAGGGACUGAGGCGGGCGGCUCCGG
Egretta garzetta (little egret) is the source of this 1129-nucleotide messenger RNA. It is a transcript of the gene BKGD, whose product is annotated as chromosome unknown C11orf54 homolog. Lineage: Eukaryota; Metazoa; Chordata; Aves; Pelecaniformes; Ardeidae. Gene Ontology annotation, molecular function: zinc ion binding; hydrolase activity, acting on ester bonds. The coding region runs from base 164 to 1114 and encodes 316 amino acids. The record is from RefSeq and is a predicted model, not a curated record. The transcript has 9 exons. Gene Ontology annotation, cellular component: nucleus.